Rhipicephalus sanguineus (brown dog tick) is the source of this 523-nucleotide messenger RNA. RefSeq lists its product as uncharacterized. The record is from RefSeq and is a predicted model, not a curated record. The coding region runs from base 36 to 494 and encodes 152 amino acids. Lineage: Eukaryota; Metazoa; Arthropoda; Arachnida; Ixodida; Ixodidae. The transcript is spliced from 5 exons.
GGCGCGUAUGAGCAAAGCCUCGCAAGACGACGGCCAUGAUCGGCAUGCUGCUGGCCGCUUCGUGGGUCCUCUCGGGGCUCGCCCGUGGAUCGCCGCUGGAGGACGCCUGCGGUCCGCAACCCAACAAGAAGGAAAUGUUGUCAAUGCUGACGGCAGCGGCAGAUAUGUUCGUCGACUGCUACGAAAACUACGACAAGUACGGGAUUCCGUCCAAGUACCUGACAAAGGUACUGCCGACCAUCUGCAGCGAAUACGACGGCUGCCUGUCGUCCGCGAAGCAGGGUGAUGGCGACCAGAACGAAAAGAUUGUCCAGUGUAUUGUUGAGAAGAUCAAGGCCCAGCUGUCCGGAAUGGAAGACCUACCAAAGCCCGCUGACGAAGUCAGCGAAAAACUGUUCGGCUGCAGCUUUCGGAGACCCACGGUGCCGGUUGCGAAUCGUAAAAACUUCUUCGUGUGUAUCCACUGGUACCAGAUCGCAGUGUCCAUCGAAUAGGUGGCAACGCGCAUUGAAGACCCGUUUUA